This is a messenger RNA of Seminavis robusta, 1346 nucleotides long. The record is from the annotation of a GenBank genome assembly. NCBI's taxonomy places the organism in Eukaryota, Bacillariophyta, Bacillariophyceae, Naviculales, Naviculaceae.
UCUUGAUGCUUGUUGGUGCUUGUUUGUGUUUGUGUUGUGUGUGUUCGGGCUGAAAUCGAUGCGUGACUCGCCUUCUUAGUUCAACUCCCGCGACGAACCUUCCUUGUCACACGGUAGGAGGAGUUGAGUCGAGUCACAGUCGAGCCAAGCAAGGUCACAGUCCAAGGAGUAAGCUUGAAGGCUCACCUUGCGGAAAAUCGCUCGCAACAAAGCUCAGCUAAGUAUCGAAAUAGAGCCCAUCGCUGAACGCUAAGUGCUAAACCACCAGCCUCUGUCACACCCGAGAGACUUAUCUGCAACCACCUCUCCGUAACGUAGCCCACCACAGCUGUACAACAGCAGCAAUCAAAACUGCAUUUGAUGAGCUUGCUCUGUCCUUAGCUUUGCGUCGUCGAAAGUUGAUCGAUCAAUCAAUCAAAGCGUAAUCAAGAUGCCGGGCAAGAAAGUAGCAGGGUCGAGUUCCGCCGCAGGAGACUACGGCAACAUGGAAGACGGGUCACUCUUUGGAACCAAUGCCGAAGAUUUCGACAAAUGGGACUCUCAACAAUUGGCAGAUUUCUUGUCCAGCGCCGGAUUGAUGGCGUACAAGAAGAUGGUGCUGGAUCACAAAAUCACGGGAAAGUUUGCCCAUCUGUUGACCGAUGAAGAUCUGAGAGAUAUGGGAAUGAUUGUUGUAGGCGAUCGCCUCCGUUUCAAGCAGCUUAUGAUGACGAUGGGCCGAAAAGCUCGCUUUUGCAAUACCACCAAGGCGAUCUGGAAUGGCGAGGAACUCAAAUACUACAGCGACGCAGAACGAAUGUGCUGCACGUGCGCAGGUUUGUUCCCAGAUGACCCCACAACCUACAAACUCACCCGGGGUUACUUAAAGAUCAAGACCGUCACACCGGUUACUCUUGGCCCCAUCACCAUGUGCUGCUGCUUCAAGUACAGCCUUAAAAACAUUGAUCUAUCACGUGUGAAUGACAUUGAAGUGAUUGAUACGAAGGCUCCCUGUCCUCAACGAGUCUUUUGCUGUGCCCCCGGCAUGGACUACAUUGAAGUUCAUACUAUCGACAAGAAUGGAAAAGUCGUUCUGAAAGUCAAGGAAGCAGAAGGCGAAAAGGUUAGCAAUCUGAUCCUGACCCAGGUUGAGUCUGCACAAGUCAUUGACCGAAACUAGUUAGGAGAGAUAGAUAGUUUGAUUCAUUCAAUGUUGGGACUCCAGGCAGGUCGGACGGCCACCGUCGUGUUCUACAACAACAAAUAAUGCAUGCCGUACUUCGUGUACUGUUUUGAAGUAAAUAAUAUACAGAUUUGAAGUUUGUGUUGCUUCUAUCAUGACUAUAGAUACAGAUUUGAAGAUCGUU